Cicer arietinum (chickpea) is the source of this 723-nucleotide messenger RNA. RefSeq lists its product as uncharacterized. The record is from RefSeq and is a predicted model, not a curated record. NCBI's taxonomy places the organism in Eukaryota, Viridiplantae, Streptophyta, Magnoliopsida, Fabales, Fabaceae.
AAUUCACAAAUUGAUUAAAUAAUUUUGACUAUAUAUAAAUGUGACGACUCACAUGAGUAUUUGGUGCAGUGUCCCAAUCACACCAAUCCAAUACUCUAAUUUGUGUUUGCAUCUUCACAUCAUCAAAAAAACAGAAAGAUGAACAACAGUGAUGAUGACAAGGGUUUGUUGUGGAAGCUUCCGGUUGUGAAGUCUAACAACUUCGGUAAAGUGGGCCCCGCAUUCGGUUUUGGUGCUGGUUGCGGUUUUGGAUUCGGACUUGGUCUUCUCGGAGGAGUGGGUAUUGGCCCUGGAAUUCCUGGCUUGCAAGUUGGUUUUGGGUUGGGUGCUGGAUGUGGUGUUGGUUUAGGAUUUGGUUAUGGCAUGGGAAAGGGAAUUGCACAAGAUGAGUACAGAAGGUACUCUAAUGUCGGAAAUCCUUUUCGUGGUUCCGGAAGCAUUAUUUCUGAGGAUGAUAUUACUGCACUUGUGGAUGACAUUGUCAUAAAUACUAAAAAGCUUAUCAAGGCAACAUCAAGAGAACUUGACAAGUGGAGAAGAUGAUGGAAUUGUCCAUUUAUUUUUUUUAUGUACAAUUGUAUUCAACUAAGAACUAUAUCAGAGGUGUCAACGUAAUUGAGAUUCCACAAUCUUAUAGUUAAAAAAACAUAUAUGUUUUAAUAUACUGGAUGAUUUGCAUUACGAAUGAGUUUGUGUUUAUGAAUACGAUUUUUUGUGAUCAAA